AUGCCCACGCCGCUGACGAGCCGGUCUGCUGCUGUUGCUAUUGCUGCUGCUGCUGCUGCGGCUGCGGCUGCGGCUGCGGGCGCUGGCGACGCCCGGCCGAUGGGAAGUGGUGUUGUGCAGUAUUGGAUCGACGCGUCCAAGGUUGGCUCUCUGUGGUGGAUCGCAAUUGGAAAGUACGCCAAGCGCAUCUUAGCGCGGCUCAGCGUCCGAUUUCCGAUGGAAAUGGAUCCAGACCUCAGAAGACCUCGCGACGCGUGA
This is a messenger RNA of Sphaerulina musiva SO2202, 258 nucleotides long. RefSeq lists its product as uncharacterized. Bases 1 to 258 code for a protein of 85 amino acids. The record is from RefSeq and is a predicted model, not a curated record. NCBI's taxonomy places the organism in Eukaryota, Fungi, Ascomycota, Dothideomycetes, Mycosphaerellales, Mycosphaerellaceae. The transcript has 2 exons.